AUGGAGCACCGAACCCGCACGCUGAAUGCGUCGGAGCCUGAAAGUGGGAGGGGCGGGCUGGAGCGGUGCGGUACGGCGGCCGGCCGAGUUCUAGGCUUCCCGGCCGUCGGAGCCAUGUUCCGCGUUCUUAAGUCUUUACACGUACGGAACACCGACCACGGCCCGGACGACGACUCGACGGAUGCUGUUCUGACUUUGCCUGUGCCGUUGCCGUUGCCGGGAGGCUGGUCACGCAAGCCCCCCGGAGAUGGUGAUGAUCGGCCCCUCCUGACGGCUGAUGGUUCACGAAGACACACCCCUCUUCUCCGCUAA
Molecule: messenger RNA, 312 nt
Organism: Colletotrichum costaricense
Lineage: Eukaryota; Fungi; Ascomycota; Sordariomycetes; Glomerellales; Glomerellaceae
Exons: 4
Coding region: 1-312 (103 amino acids)
Source: RefSeq, a predicted model, not a curated record